UUUGGGUGCGUCCUAUUGGGAAAAUCGUCACACAGCCUUCCAUGUCAAUGGUCUGCAUCGUCGACACAGCGGGAAUCAACUGAGGCUUGGGUCUUAAUAAAUGAUCCGGUUCCACAAUUUGGAAACACUUGUCAUCAGUCACACAUGAAAUAAAAUCAUGAAAUCUUUCUUCGUGCCAUUACUCCUCUUCGUUAUCGUUUUUGUGGUAAAUAUUGAAUUAUCUGGAGGCAGGAAGGCAAGACCUCCAAAGAUUUAUUGUUACAAAGUGUACAGACCGCAGAGGAAUUCAUGUAAAUCACGAAUACAAGGCCGCUUCAAGACGAAAAACGAUUGUUGUCAGCAUAACGGAGGUGCUGGUUAUUACUAUGGAAGAGGAAAGGGAGGAAGAAAGCACUGUACGCCAUGCACUUCAGCGGAAAAUUGGAGUGCCUGGGGGGACUGGACAGAGUGUGAUGCAAAAUGUGGCAAAGGAAUCUCUAGGCGUAUAAGAAGAUGUCUAGAUAUCAACAAUGCUGGAUGUCCUGGGAAACAGAGCGAAAAAAAGGAAUGUACAAAUCCCGAUCGUCCUCACUGUCCCAUACACGGCGGUUGGUCAAAAUGGGGAAACUGGAGCGACUGUUCAAAAACCUGUGGUAAAGGUCGCCAGUUGAGAUUUAGAAGUUGCACAAACCCAAAGCCACAACAUGGGGGCAGAGAUUGCAAAGGAGUAAGAGAGGACCAACAGGCAUGCAGGAUGACGAGGUUUUGCCCAAUUGACGGUGGUUGGGGCGAGUGGGGAAAAUGGUCAGCUUGCUCUGCCAAAUGUGAUAUCGGAUGGAGACGACGUGUUAGAUAUUGCGACAAACCAAAACCGCAACAUGGCGGAAAACCAUGUGAACCCAGGGACAACAUAGAAAAGCAAAGUUGUGACACGUACAAAAAAUGUGACGGCUCGGGUUCAGGCUCCGGAGACGGCUCGGGAGCAUCUGGAGACGGUUCAGGAGCAUCUGGGGACGGCUCGGGAGCAUCUGGGGACAUUUCAGGAUCAGGAAGUGGGUCUGGCAGCAAUAUGACUUCGAUAAUACAAAACAAAACAUCAACGAGUGCUCCAACAAGAGAAAAAACAAGAAAUGAUUUUGUUUUUAACGACGAAACACCGACCACAUUAAAUCCCGCAACCAAUAAAAAUACUUGAUUAUGAAACCGUUGAAAUAUAAUUUAGAUUCUCUUCAAUUAUACUAGAGCAAUAUUAAAUAGUAUAACCGGA
This is a messenger RNA of Xenia sp. Carnegie-2017, 1246 nucleotides long. RefSeq names its product thrombospondin-1-like. The record is from RefSeq and is a predicted model, not a curated record. NCBI's taxonomy places the organism in Eukaryota, Metazoa, Cnidaria, Anthozoa, Malacalcyonacea, Xeniidae. Bases 158 to 1174 code for a protein of 338 amino acids. The transcript has 6 exons.